UCAGUGCAGGCGGAGUUCUGUCAGAGUCAAGCAGGAGCGUCGAGCAGGCAGGAGACAGGAUACAGGGCACAUGGGAAACAACACCAAGGCACUGACUGCAGGUCUGGCCAUUCCUUAAAUACACCUCCUGCAAUCAGCCUCAGGUGAUGGCUGAUUGCAGGAGUGAGCUUCUGGCUGCUGAGAGCACCCGCUGGCCAGCCCUGGUACUGCAGCCCACAAGGCAGGUGAGUCCCACCACCAUUGGCGAGUCCAUUCCUGACACUUCCGUGAUUUCCUGCUAUUUGGAAAGGGAUCAGUGUGCA
Molecule: messenger RNA, 302 nt
Organism: Staurois parvus
Lineage: Eukaryota; Metazoa; Chordata; Amphibia; Anura; Ranidae
Source: the annotation of a GenBank genome assembly